GUUCAGUUUAAGCUGGAGCGCAGUCGAGGUUGCGUCGUUUGUUCGUUCGGUCGGUCCGCUCCGUUCCGUUCCGUUCGGUUAGUUCCUCAUGAUAAACCAAAUCUAUGAAGAUACAUGAAAUCAGGAGGAUAUAAAACAGAAAAACAAAACAAACACUCAAUAAAUACUCACAGCAGAAACUGGGAAGCAAACAUACAACAACAACAACAACAAAAUAGAUUAGGAAUAGAAACAGAUCUAGAGAGUGUUAAAUAUGCUUGAUAAAAGCAUUGAUAGAACCGAGAAGCAAACCGUCGAAUUACCAUUUUUUGUGGAACGAACGUGUACUGAUUGCGAUACCAACGAGAAGAGCGUUAACCUGCGACCACGAGCAAAAGCAACAACAAAAGCAACAACAACAUUAGCACCUACAUCAUUAUCAUCAACAGCAUUACCAUCAGUAACAAGAUCAUCAUUUAGAGGAGGAGGAGGAGGCGGUGGAAAUGCAUUGAAAAGAAGAAAAUGCCAUCCAAAUGCGCAACAACAAAAACAACAACAACAACAACUGAAACUCAAUAGAAAUAUCUAUUUAUGCAAAUGUAAUCGAAUGGCACAGAGCUGUAUAUAUUUUGUAUUAGUUUUAGCAAUCUUAAGUGUAAGAAAUACUUGUGCUGCUUCUCAUCCACAACAACAACAGCAACAACUACGCGAAGGAGAACAACAACAACAACAUCAUUUACAACAUAAUAAUCAAACUGAAAAUGGAGCCGGCGAUAAUUACUCAAUAUAUCACGAUAGAAAUGCAACCAUAAAAUACCCAGAUCCAAUAUUGAUCAUCGCUGAGACUGAAUCUGAAUCUGAGGCUAGUAAUACUCACAACAACAACAACAACAGCAACAAUAUUAAAGCCAGUGUGAAGAAGCAAAAGAACAAGAAGAACAGCAACAUCGUCGAGAAGAAGAACAAGAACUAUAAGAAGAAGCAACUGCAAGAAGAGACUGAGGAAGAGCGACAUCAUCUGCUCAGCGAUUCAUUGGACACAUUUGGCGCUUAUCGCAUACCCGACGAGGCCAUCUACACAAAUGAGUUCGCUGUCCAUAUACCAGCUGGCAGAUCCAUUGCCGAUACCAUAGCCGAGAAGUACGGUUUCACCAAUCGCGGACAGAUCGGCGCCCUUGACGACUAUUAUCUGUUUCAGCAUCAUCGCGUGUCCAAGCGUUCGCUUCGCUCGAGUCGCAAGCAUCACAGUGCCUUAAAGUCGGAGUUCGAGGUGAAGUGGCUUCAGCAGCAGCAUGAGAAGAUCAGGCAGAAGCGAGAUGGCCCCUAUUCAGAUAUACCCACCUACAACCCAUCCCUAACAUCAUCGACCACAUCGUCCCAUUCGCCGCGUCUCAAGUACCGCGAUGUCUCGCCUCUGCUUAUCUUCUCCGAUCCGUUGUUUAAGGAACAGUGGUAUUUGAAUGGAGGAGCCAAGGAUGGUCUGGACAUGAACAUCGUGCCUGCCUGGCAGAAGGGAUACACUGGCAAAGGUGUCGUUGUCUCCAUACUGGACGACGGCAUUCAAACCAAUCAUCCGGAUCUCGCUCAGAAUUAUGAUCCCGAUGCUUCGUUCGAUAUCAACGGCAAUGAUUCGGAUCCAACGCCACAGGAUAAUGGAGACAAUAAACACGGAACACGUUGCGCUGGCGAAGUCGCUGCGGUUGCAUUCAACAACUAUUGCGGUGUGGGCGUGGCAUAUAAUGCCAGCAUUGGCGGCGUGCGCAUGCUGGAUGGCAAAGUGAACGACGUGGUCGAAGCGCAGGCGCUAAGCUUGAAUCCCGCUCACAUUGACAUCUACAGCGCCUCGUGGGGACCCGAGGAUGAUGGCUCGACGGUCGAUGGUCCCGGACCCUUGGCUCGUCGUGCCUUCAUCUACGGCGUGACCAGCGGACGUCAGGGCAAGGGUUCGAUCUUUGUUUGGGCAUCGGGCAACGGUGGACGCUACACGGACUCGUGCAACUGCGAUGGCUACACCAACUCCAUCUUUACGCUGUCCAUCUCGAGUGCCACGCAAGCUGGCUACAAGCCUUGGUAUCUGGAGGAGUGCUCAUCGACGCUGGCCACCACUUAUAGCUCGGGUACGCCGGGUCACGACAAGAGCGUCGCCACCGUCGACAUGGACGGACGUCUGCGACCUGAUCACAUUUGCACCGUGGAACAUACGGGCACUUCGGCUUCGGCACCGCUGGCGGCUGGCAUUUGUGCGUUGGCGCUAGAAGCGAAUCCCGAUUUGACGUGGCGUGACAUGCAGUACUUGGUGGUGUACACCUCGAGGCCGGGACCGUUGGAGAAAGAGAGCGGCUGGACAUUGAAUGGCGUGAAGCGUAAAUACAGUCACAAGUUUGGCUACGGUCUGAUGGAUGCCGGCGCCAUGGUCACUUUGGCCGAGCAAUGGAAUUCAGUGCCACCGCAGCACAUUUGCAAGUCGCGCGAGAACAACGAGGAUCGCAAUAUUGCCGGCGAAUAUGGCUACACGCUGGCCACCCACAUGGAUGUGAACGGUUGCGCCGGCACGAUCAAUGAGGUGCGCUAUCUGGAGCACGUUCAGUGUCGCAUCACGUUGCGCUUCUUCCCGCGCGGCAAUUUGCGCAUCUUGCUCACCUCGCCGAUGGGCACAACGAGUACGCUUCUGUUUGAGCGACCGCGCGACAUUGUCAAGUCGAAUUUCGACGAUUGGCCAUUCCUAAGCGUGCACUUUUGGGGCGAAAAGGCCGAGGGUCGCUGGACGUUGCAGGUGAUCAACAGUGGACGUCGACGGGUCAAUCAACCGGGCAUUCUAUCCAAGUGGCAGCUCAUCUUCUAUGGCACAUCGUCGCAACCGAUGCGCCUCAAAUCGGAGCUGCUAAACACUCAGCUGCGCAACAGUCCCGUUGCCAGCAAUCCGUUCAUCUUCUCGUCGGCCUCGAACAUUGGUCAGCCCGCUAACGAGGGCGGCAACUUUAAUACGGAUAACUUUGCCGGGUAUUUGAACUAUCAGAACAUCUUUAGCAGUGCCGGCUCCAGUCCAGAGGUGGCCACCGCCACUUUGGAUGGUCACAGCGUCAACACUUCGGCAAUUGUCCUCCAACAGCAGCAGCAACUAGCCAAUGUCAAUGGCAGUGGCGAUAACAAGCUCAUCAUGUAUUCCUGCGAUGCUGAGUGCGGUACACUCGGCUGCUAUGGACGUGGGCCGACGCAGUGCGUCGUCUGCAGUCACUAUCGACUGGACAACACUUGCGUAAGUCGUUGUCCACCUCGCUCGUUCCCCAAUCAAGUGGGCAUCUGCUGGCCAUGCCACGAUUCCUGCGAGACCUGCGCUGGCGCUGGACCCGACAGCUGUCUCACCUGUGCACCCGCCCACCUGCAUGUCACUGAUCUCGCCGUCUGCGUGCAAAACUGUCCCGAUGGUUACUUUGAGGAUAUGAAGAAUCGAACUUGUGUGCCUUGCGAGCCGAACUGUGCCUCCUGUCAGGAUCGUCCCGAGUUUUGCACCAGCUGCGAUCAUCAUCUGGUCAUGCAUGAGAACAAAUGUUACUCGGCUUGCCCGCUCGACUCUUACGAAACGGAAGAAAACAAAUGCGCCUACUGUCACUCCUCGUGUGCCACGUGCAAUGGCGCCACAGAGAACGAUUGCAUCACGUGCCGUCCCAGUCGCUAUGCCUGGCAAAACAAAUGCCUUAACAACUGCCCCGAGGGACACUAUGCGGACAAGAAGCGACUGGAGUGUUUGCCUUGUCACGAGGGCUGCAAGAGCUGCAGCAGCAAUGGCAUCUGCAGCGAAUGUCUGCCCAACUGGACGCUCAACAAGAAGGAUAAAUGCAGCGUCGCCGGCAGCGAAGCUUGCACCGAUUCGGAGUUUUACAGUCAGUCGGAGAGCGGCUGCAAGGCAUGCCACAGCUCGUGUGAGACGUGCAACGGUCCGUUGGCCACCAACUGUUUAUCCUGCGAGUCGAAUCGUUUGCUAGAGCAGAGCAGCUGUGUCAGCGGCUGUCAGGAUGGCUACUUCAUGGAGACGGGCGUGUGCACGCCUUGCUUGCACACUUGCACCCAAUGCAAGUCGCGCACCAACUGCAGCAAUUGCUCCAAGGGAUUGGAACUGCAGAAUGGCGAGUGUCGCACCACUUGCGCUGAUGGCUAUUACAGCGAUCGCGGCAUUUGCGCCAAGUGCUAUCUGAGUUGUCACACGUGCAGCGGACCGCGACGCAAUCAGUGUGUUCAGUGUCCCGAUGGCUGGCAGCUGGCCGCCGGCGAAUGCUAUCCCAAGUGCCCCGAGGGCUUCUACAAGUCGGAGUUUGGCUGCCAGAAAUGCCAUCAUUACUGCAAGACCUGCAAUGGCGCUGGUCCGUUGGCCUGUUCGUCGUGCCCGCCCAACUUUAUGCUCGAUGGCGGACUGUGCAUGGAAUGCCUGAGCACCCAGUACUAUGAUGCGACCACACAGACGUGCAAAGCGUGCCACGAAUCAUGUCAUUCGUGCCUGGGACCCGGACAAUACUCUUGCAAAGCGUGCGUGGCACCUUUGCAUCUGGAUCGCGUGAAUGGCCAAUGUGUGCCCUGCUGUCGGGCCAGCAAGAAGACAACCACCGAAGCUGGCGAGCAACAGGACAACGACAACGAAGACGAAGAGCACUGCUGUCAAUGCGAUGCGGAUACUGGUGAAUGCCGAAGCACUUCGACGGCAGGCAAACGUCGCACUGUCGUUGGCAUCGACAGCAUUUUCAGGACCGCUGUCAGAGAUCGACAGCAGCAGCAACAGUUGCCGGGUGAGCUGAAUGGCGGUGGCGGUGGUGGCGUAUUUGUCUUUCGACUCGAUUCCCCGUUGACAGCAAUCACCGCAAUUGCCGUAGCGAUUUGUCUGCUCAUCAUCACCAUCUUCUCCAUCAUCUUUGCCGUGCUGCAGCGCAAUAGCAAUCACACAUCGAGAAAUUCGGUGCGUUAUCGCAAGAUCAAUGGGCGGAAGUGUGAGGCGAGCAAUGAGGCCAGAUUUAUAUUCAAUGUGGGCGAGAAUGGCGAUGAUACGGACAGCGAUGAUGAUAAUGAUAUGAUGGAUAAUAGCAUGGAUACAACGCGGAGGCGGAUGAAUAACCAACGCAUUGUCUACGAGCAGCAACAUCACAAUCGUUGCGGCGUCGUCCCCCCAAAUGGAAACGAAUUUUAUGUGAAGAGUACAAAUGAUAUUGAUGCGAUCGAGUUUCAUGGCAACAGCAGCAGUAGUAGACAUGUAAAUAAUCCCGAUUGCAGUAGCAACAGCAACAGUCCCACAACAAUGAAUCCGCCAAUAAUAGCAGCGACAGCAACAACAACAACAACAACGAGUAGUAGCAGCAACAAUAGAAGAAUCGUUAGCCGAAAUAAUUAUAUUGAAAGCUGAUUCUUUAAUAAUUCCAAUGUGAAUAAACCAACACCAACACCAACUACAAAAACUACAACUAUAGCAACUCCAACACCAAGAACAACAAC
Messenger RNA from Drosophila albomicans, 5454 nucleotides. RefSeq names its product furin-like protease 2 (gene Fur2). Gene Ontology annotation, molecular function: serine-type endopeptidase activity. The record is from RefSeq and is a predicted model, not a curated record. Gene Ontology annotation, biological process: protein processing. Gene Ontology annotation, cellular component: Golgi membrane; trans-Golgi network. NCBI's taxonomy places the organism in Eukaryota, Metazoa, Arthropoda, Insecta, Diptera, Drosophilidae.